Molecule: messenger RNA, 7194 nt
Organism: Galleria mellonella (greater wax moth)
Lineage: Eukaryota; Metazoa; Arthropoda; Insecta; Lepidoptera; Pyralidae
Product: protein abrupt
Exons: 5
Coding region: 318-1163 (281 amino acids)
Biological process (GO): regulation of transcription by RNA polymerase II
Cellular component (GO): nucleus
Molecular function (GO): protein binding
Source: RefSeq, a predicted model, not a curated record
GCGUCACUGACUGAAUGUCAUUCGAUUUAUAAAUACGUUUCAGCUCCAGAAAUAGGUGGCUACAGGUUUUCCAGGCGUACAGACGAAAAUAAAGUAGCCUGGAUUCGGUUAACAAUAUUAUUGUCUCGAGCCCAUCGUUCGUGCUACGUUCAAUAGUGAGUGACACCGCUUUCGCUUCGCCAUUAUCUUAUUUUCAUUCCCACAUAUUUGUUGUUUUUUUUUUUAUUGUGACGCUAUGGAUGAUGACGAUAUGCAACAGUUUUCUUUGCGCUGGCAUAAUCAUCAGGUAGAACAGCGUCAUCGGAGCCCUAGGCCGCAUGCUGAGUACCGGAUCCCUGACUGACGUCACCCUAAACGCGAGUGGGACUUCAUUGAAAGCUCACAGAUUGGUGUUGGCAUCUUGUAGCCAAUAUUUUGCUCAAUUAUUCAAGGAACUGGAAGCUGAAAAUAACACAGUGGUAGUGGUCCUCGGGUGCGAAGCGACGGAAUUGAGACUACUCCUCACUUUUAUGUACACGGGUGAAGUUACCGCAUCAAAGAAAGUCCUGCCUUCACUGUUAAGACUUGCCCAGACACUGAAAGUGUCCGGACUUACCGACGCCGAUACAAACUCGACAUUAACCCCCACUGAAACCGAAUCAACCGAGGAAACUUCCCCCAUCAACUUGGAAAACAAACGCGAACUGAAUCAGUACCCCAACAUUGCCAACGAAAGCAUUAUCAUCAACGAAAACUCUGAUAGCAACUCUAAACUGAACUAUGAAGAUCUUACAUCACCACAGGAUGCUGGAGAAGCGAAUUUAAUCAAUGAUAAUGCUGACUUUAUCAGGGAAAAGGAUAGAUUAAGUAAAUUGGAUCAGAUCGUCCAAAAUUUGUAUAGCACCCACAAGAUUGGAAGCCCAGCUAUUUCGACGGCUCAGACUAUUUCCAAUUUAGCGCCACAGGAUUCGUACGAUCGCAAAUGGCGGAUGAACAGUUCGGUUUGUACUAUAUGCAACAAGAGAUUAAGCAAUCAAUACAACCUGCGCGUGCACAUGGAGACGCAUGCGGGCCGGCGGCACGCAUGCCGCGCAUGCAGUCACGUGUCAAGGUCACGUGACGCGCUGAGGAAGCACGUCGCGUACAGGCACGCGCAUCAGCCGCGAGAGAGGGCCGAUUUGUGACUAAAGUCACUCUAGCUGUGCUCACUUGAUCGGUCUUACCACAAAAAAGUUAAACUUGCUAUAGACAGGUGUUAAAUACAUAUUUAGAGGUGCGUAUGUAUAGUAAAUUACAAAAGGGUAUCUAACAUCUGUUUAUGUCUGAACAAAAGAAAGUCUGUCUUAUUAAAAAAAAAUAUCUUAAAAGGUGUUCAAUGAAAUGUAUAUUUUAGCACAUAAAAUUACAUAUAAACAUUAUAACACGGACCAAACAAUGUUUAAUCAGUUAAACAGUGUUUUGUUAAACAUUGUUUAGAUAGACAGUGUUUUAAAUUAUUUUUGUGGCAAGACCGUGAGAACUCAGUGCACUGAUUACGUAUCUCGUAAACAGUAGACGACAUUACUCGAUAUUUGCUGACAAUCUUUAUAUUCGACAUAUUUUGUUUCGACAUGAUUUACUGAUCGAUUUAUUAACUAAAAUUGCUAUUAUGAAUUAGUUCUAUCAAUUGCCACUUGACUAUUGACUUGAAUGGCAAUUUAGCGAUUACGGAGCAAUCAUGCUACCUAAUACCAUUAUUUUGCUUGCUUUUAAGCACAACCAUCACUGAGCUGUAGCCUAUUUGGGUCACUGCGACACACAUGGCGAAACCAUAUUUUCAUAUUUUGUUGUAUAUUUUAAAAUGUGUAAAUAAUUUAAUUGUAUAAACUCAUUUAUAAAUUAACGUGUGUCAUAAAUGGCUCAAAUAAAAAGCUUAUCUAUCUAUCUAUCUAUUUUUGACAAUUAGCAAGUAAAGAAAGUAAUAGCUCAAUGUUUAUAAAAUACGUAAUCAGCUUACUGUUCACGCCAAUAAAAUCCAAUGAACUGAUUCUCAUUUUAUACCUGAAGAUGUGGGUAUAUGGGAGUUUGCUUAAAAUACUAAAAUAUUUACGGUAGGAAUGAUUCUGAGGUGUCUCUUCUUUAAACCGUAUGUCUAAAGGUUUGCUGGAAGAGAGUUUAAGAAUUAACAGAGUUAAGCUCGCCUGUUAUACAUCUUCAUUUAAUAUAGACUUUAACUAUGUAAUUUUUGUGUACAAUAAAUUACAACUAAUAAUAAUAAUAAUAAAAUUAGAACUUCAAAUUGUUAUCACAACGACAUCUUUAUUCUAAGCACUAAAAUCCGGGGAACUUCGUACCACCUAUUUUUCUAAAUUUUUUUUGUGUGUGUUUCCGAGAUUUUAAUAGAUAGUUAUUCUACUAUUCGAUGCGAUGAUGAAUCCAGCAAAUCAUAGAUUAUCAAAAUCUGUCCAGCCGUUCUGAAGUUAUAAGUAUUGUAAUAUAUCCAUCCCCAAACUCUUGAUCCUAAAUAGUCACGGACAGUGCGGUUUCAGAGAAACUCUCCCAUGAACACUCAGGUUGUGGAAUGAGCUCCCUGCCGAGGUAUUCACUAGAGACUACAGCAUGGGGUUCUUCAAAAAGGGUAUAUUAAGGUUUCUUCAGAGUCAGCAAUAUGUAUGUGACCCCCCUAGUGUUGCAGGUGUCCGUAGGCUAAAGUGACCGUUCACAAUCAGUCGGGCUGUAUGCUUGUUUGCCACCUUUAUGAUAUAAAAAGAAAGUAUAACUAACCCGACAUUGUUUAAUUCAUAUAGAUUUACUUUAUAAUGGUCCAUAAAAUAGUAAUUUCGCAAAAUUAUUAUAUCAAAUUAAAAUAUUAGGUUUAAAGAAAUGGCGCUUCCGAAUCGAAUCCCUAACAUUAUAUACUUACUUUUUAAUGAAACAUAAAACUUCCAUGUACUGAGCUGAAAACUGACAGAACAAAUUUUCCAAGAAGUGAAUUUAUUAAUAACAAAUUCUCACCACUUCCAUGGAACUUUUUGAUUUAUCGACUUACUUACAUGAGCAUAGAUUAAUUAAUUAUUUAUAGAACAUGUAGGUAUGUCUCGUAAUAUAAAGUCGUCUAUGUAAGAUACGAUAAAUUAUCUACACGCACUUUUCUAUAUCUAUGGUGUCUAUAUUUACUUGAUAAAAUAAUUGGUACCUAAAUAGAAAAAAAAUUGAACUUUUGGUAUAUCGAAAUUAUUAUGAAAUAAAUACUUCAUUUUAGGAAAACGACUGGAAUCUUCUGAUAUUUUCAACCGACCUCAAAAAUAAGGAGGUCAUAACUCUGUCAAUUAUCAACCUAUUUGGGAACUCUUUUUUAUCUACAAGUACUUACAGAUUGGUCCCACCUUCGUCAGUUAUCAACCUAUUUGGGAAUUCUUUUUUAUCUACAAGUACUUACAGAUUGGUCCCAUCUCCAUCAAUUAUCAACUUAUUUGGGAAUUAUUUUUUAUCUAAAAGAAUAGGUACUUACAGAUUGGUCCCAUAUUUUUUUUUAUCAAAAUCAAUUUAGUAGUUUAGAUUUUAAAUCAAAAUAACUAGUGUUGUCACUAUGGAAGUCAUUUUUUUGCGGACCAUAAUCUUAAAAUAUUUAAAAAAACUUGUCACUUACAAAGGGUAAGUCGAAUCAUUAUAAUGAUUAAUAUGAGAAUAAAGUCAAACCAGUUAUCUUCCAGGUUUAGGACGAUAAUUUCCAGAGGGAGCCACAUGGGGUUAGACCUGACUAUAUUGCUAGCAAUAUGGCCGCUAGUACCCAUAAUUGACAAUUCCCUCCCACAUUGGUGUAAAAUAGAUUAAGUACAUAAUAUCACGGAGUCACCUGUCUAGAUGGAUCAGUCGAUUUUCCUUAACCAUGAAGUAUGUCUCCCACCGAAAACUUACAGUAACUUCAAAAGACAUUAAUAUUAUACGUAUUAAUCAUUAUUAAAGUUUUUGCAAUUAAACGAAUCGACCAAAUUAUAUGAAGUUUACCAGAGAGAUGGCAUGAAGCUCAAAAAUGAACAUAGAAAAGCAUCUCUUGGGUCAAAAUAAAUUAACCAAAUAGUUUGAGGUCACACACAUCAGAAUUAUCAAAAAAGUUUGAAAUAUUAUAAUUAUAUAUGUCGGGUUUACUCACGUUUUAAAUUUUAAGAUCUCCGACUAGUUUUGAACUCAACAGAAGCCCAUAUUCAUAAUAAAGCCAACAUAAAUAAAUACAAUACAUUAUGACUCAUGAUAGUUAUUAUUUAUAUAUUAUAAUAUUUAUAUAUUAUAUGAUCUAAAAUUAUAAUCAUCCUCUUCAUAUCAGCCUUUAACUGCCCACUGCUGGACAUAAACCUCUCUCUUAGGGGAUUUUGCUAGUAGUUGCCACGCUUGGCAACCGCAGUUAGGCUUUAGAGAUGUUUUAAGAGGGACGCUGCUGCCCAUCCCUCGCCCUGCCUUAGUCGGUUCUUAAGACACCCAAGGGAAAGGAAGGUGUGGCCUAUUCUACGCCAGGACCAUACAGCGAUCCGUUUCUUAUGCACGUAUAUCAUCUUGUCUUAUUAACAAUUAUUUCACUUAAAAGACAUAUUGCAAUUAUUUGUUGAUAAUUAUAAAUAAAAACGGGCUAUUAUAAAUAUAUUAUAAUUAAAUUUAUUUAAUAUUAUUUAAAUUUAUAAAUUUAUUUAUUAGAUAUAAUAUCGUAAGUUUGAUACAUAGAUUAUAUAGAUAGAGUAUCGAGCCUCAAAAACGGGUCAACUUUUUGUCAGCUAAUUGUCAAAUUAGCUGACUCGUUUUUUUUUAUUAAUUUUCUAUUUAUUUACGCACAGAAUGUAUUUUAAUGUAUCUAUAUUUAAUUAUUUAAUAAAUAAAAUGGGUGUUUACGCAUUAAAAAGGCAGAAUUUAUAAGACAAAAUAAAUAUAAAAGUUACAAAGGAAACAUUCAUAACUAUUUACCACGCAAAAUUGUAUGAAAAAGUUGACCUGCUUUUCUCGAAGCAUUUGUAUGGAGACACUAUCUAUAUAAUCUAAGAUUUGAUAUUACUUUUCCUCAAUAUCAAAGACAUUCGGGACUGUUUCGAAUGAACCUAAUCAAGUAUUCGAUGUUCAGAAUUAACAAAAAGCUAUUGAUAAUAUUAAGGUAUUUAUGGGGAGAAGGAAUUGUUAGUAACAGGAUUUAACAGGCCCAUUGCUAUAUACCCUAUCAGGUCAACCUCUAGCGUUCCCUUGGAAACCAUCGUGGUUAAUGCUUGUGUAAUUCGUCACAAUGGGCGAACUGGCCUGCUUUUAUCCUUACCCAUCAUCUCUCACUGGUGCCUCGCUAGCGAAUACCGAUAGCGCAUGUGGGGUUACCAUUCCAUUUUCACUCAUAAAAAAAUAAUAAGCGUAUAAAUAUGUUAAUCUAGUUAUUUUACUUUUUAAGUACAAAUAUGUAUUUAUUCAUAUGUUCCUAUUUAUGUAACGUUAAGUAUCAGACAUCAACAUAAUCUACAAUUUUAUUAGAUGACGCCACGAAAUACGGGUUUUGUUAAAAGUUACUAUUUAUUCGUUUUAUAGCCGCCAUAUUGUUUUUCUACGUGACAUAAAAUGUCCGACACGCCAUACAUAUGUGAACCAAGUAUGAACUAUACAAAUGUAGAUUAAUAAUUCACAGCACAGGCGAGCUGUAAAAAUAUAUAAAUACUUAGAUUAUAUAGAUAGUGUCUCCAUAGAAAUCAACUUUUUCAUACAAUUUUGCGUGAUAAAUAGUGAUGAGUGAUUAUUCUUUUAAACUUCUAUAUUAUUUUUUUCUUAUAAAUUCUGUAUCUUUUUAAUGCGUUACUCAUUUUAUUUAUUAAUUAAUACAUCAAGAUACAUUGUAUGCGUAAGUAUAUAUAAAACAGGUAAAAAAAAAACGAGCCAGCUAAUUUAACAAUUAGCUGACAAAAAUUCGAGCCGUUUUUGAGGCUCAAUGCUCUAUCUAUAUAAUCUAAUAUAAAUUCUAUUACUAGACAUUAAUUCUAAAAAUAUAUAAAUAGUACAUUGAUGUUAACAAAUAUCUAAAUACAGUUAAUUCUGUGAUAUUGAAGUUUAAGAUGUUGCUGUGACAAAAUUAUCAAAUUCCGUAAUUUAUUAUGAAGAUUCAGUUCAUAAAAAUGUCAAAUUUCAAAAAUAGAUAAUUGUAGAACAUAACGUAAAAUUAGUUUUUUUUUUUUUUUUAAUUGUUUGCCCAUGAAUAGAGUAAGCUAAAAUCAUUAAGACUCUACUACCUUGUCUUAAGUAAUAUUCGUGUUCGGCUCGUGUUCAGCUACUUUUUUUUCCUUUGUAGAAUAUCAAAUGUAUGCAUAUAUAUUAUUUAUGCAACACUUUUAAAGAUGGUUUACAAAAAACACAUUCUGUUGCAAUCUUCUAUCUAUGGAACUAUGUUUUUUUUUUAACUUCUGAACAGUCAUUAUAAUAAUUUAAAUAACAACAUAUGUCACAGAAACAUUUUUACUUAUUGUUUUUUUUUUUUUUCAAAUUGUUCUAGUCUAUUAUUGUUAUAUUGUUAUUAUAUUAUUUAUUUAUUAAAACUGGAAGUGAUGUAAUAUAAUAAUUAUUUCUAUUUUAACUGUUAUAACAUUACUAGUAUAAGACAAUAAAAAGACAUUAGAAGAAAGACAAUUUAUAUAUAAUAAAUAUUAAUAUACUUAUUUACAGUUUUUUUUUUUUAAGUUCGUAAUCCCAAACAAGGUCUGGGUAUAAAUAACAAACUCCUAAUGUACAUUUCUAAAAUAUAAAAUUAAUUAUGACGGAAGGUUAUUGACCUACACGCGAACAGUGUUGCGGGCAUAAAUAAUCGUAACUAAUUAAUAUUAUAAAUGUGAAAGUGAGUUCGUUUAUUCCCUCUUGCCACCUAAACGGCUCUAACAAUUGUCAUAUUUGGUGUAGGUAUACAUACAUAUGCUGUAUGGGAUAGAGGACUAUUCCGGUCAAGCGAACGAAGCCGGGGGUAAUAACUAAUAUAAAAAAAGAUUUACAUUUUUAAUAUAAUAGUUGAACAAACUACAAUAAUAUGUACUUUAAUUAUAUUUUGUUCUUGCAAAAAUGCAAGAUUUAUAACUUAAACCUAGCUAGCAAAAGCCAAGGUAUGGAAUCCUCUCCUGGUGUCUAUAAUUCCCUAAUCAUAUAAUCAUAUAAGUAUAUAAUAUGGGUUUGCGUCCAUCGUUUUCGAUUUAUAUUAUAGUACGUUAUACUGUCUAUGGUUUUAUAGCAAUUCAU